Messenger RNA from Amaranthus tricolor (Joseph's coat), 2304 nucleotides. RefSeq lists its product as uncharacterized. The record is from RefSeq and is a predicted model, not a curated record. Bases 108 to 1658 code for a protein of 516 amino acids. NCBI's taxonomy places the organism in Eukaryota, Viridiplantae, Streptophyta, Magnoliopsida, Caryophyllales, Amaranthaceae. The transcript has 6 exons.
UUUACUCUUUUAUUAAUACUUCUCAUUUCUCAAUUUUGAUUAAUACACAAUUUUCUCUCAGUCUCCGAGUUAACUCACUGAGUCAUUGAUCCUCUGUUCAAGCUAAAAUGGUUCACAGAAUGGAUUCCCUCCAACACCGUCCAACGUCCUUCAAAUCCUGCCGGAAAAGAUUUAAUAUCAAGUCGGAGUUCCAUGAUUCCGGCGAUACUGAAUUUCAGUUCCUCUCCAAACGACCUAAGUUCGAUUUCUCUUAUCAGAAUAAGAAUGAUAGCGUUGAAAUUGAGGAGACAGAGUAUAAUCCAUUAGAGGAGCCAAGUCCGUUGGGAUUGAAGCUAAAAAAGAGUCCGUCAUUUCUGGAUUUGAUUCAAAUGAAGCUAUCACAAGAGAAGAGUGCUGCUUUAUCAAAAUCACUUACAAGAAAAGAAAAAGGUGUUGGUCUUAAUAAUAAGCUUAAGGCUUCAAAUGUUCCUGCCACUUUGCUUAAAAUUGGAUCUUGGGAGUAUAAGUCGAGAUACGAAGGCGAUUUAGUGGCAAAGUGUUAUUUUGCGAAGCACAAGCUGGUAUGGGAAUUUCUCGAUGGUGGGCUCAAGAAUAAAAUUGAGAUUCAAUGGUCCGACAUUAUGGCUAUCAAAGCAGACUACCCUGAUGAUGAACUUGGAACACUUACCGUUGUGCUUGCUCGACAACCUCUUUUCUUUAGAGAAAUUAACCCACAGCCAAGGAAGCAUACAUUGUGGCAGGCUACAAGAGAUUUUACUAGUGGACAGGCUGUACUCCAUAGGCAACAUUUUCUGCAGUUUCCCCUAGGCACUUUGGGGAAGCUUUUUCAAAAGCUCAUUCAGUGUGAUCCUCGUCUCAACUUCCUAAGUCAACAACCACAGAUAGAUCUAGAUAAUCCGUAUUUUCAACCAAGAGUUUCUAAUGUUGGUGUUCAAAGUGAGCAUGAGCAUGGUUUCGAACUGAAGACCGAAAGUAGAUUCAAUUCAUCAAGAAUCAGGGAUACAGUUUCAGUGUCAGUUUCGGGAUUGUCUUCUUCAGGUUCAUACACCAAGUAUACAGAAAUUAAUCCUUGGGCCAUCCCAGAAACGUAUGCAAUGGAUGGAGAAGUGAGCAGUAAAUUCGAUGAAAUGCACAGACUUAGACUUCUGAACCAGAUCGAACUUCCUGGUCUUCGUCCAUCCAUGUCAGUAGGAGAUCUUGUAAACCACAUUGGUGACUGUAUCUCUGAGCAGAUGAGAUCAGACAAUCCUAAUACUUCAGUCGACGACAUUCAAAAGUCGGAAAUUCUUGAGCAUAUCACUCAUUACCUGCUCAAUGACACCCAAAAUUUAACAAGUUCUGAUGAAAAGGCCAUUAUGUCGAGAGUAAACUCCCUUUGUUGCCUUCUGCAAAAGGAAGACACGAGAGUCCAGAACGUGCACAUGAACAGUUCAGAGAGCGUACACGAUCUUGCACUGGACAAUACACAAGAAGAUAUAACCCCAUUGUAUGACACUCAAACUGCCAACAAUGUUCCUGUAGCAGGAAGUGAAAUCGGUUUAGUUCAUGACCAGCAACAACACACAAGUAUGUCGAGGAAGGAUUCUGUUGCCGAGUUGCUUCUCCAUCUUCCAAGGAUAGCCUCUUUGCCACAGUUGCUCAUCCCGUUAGACUUGUGAAACUAACGGAGAUAGCACAACUGGAGAGCAUAGGAUUCUGUUGGCCAGAUGCUUCUCUGUCAUCGAAUGAUAACAUCUUUACCUUAGUUCUUGAUCCCACAUAACGCGGGAUAAUAGUAUACAGAUACAGUUAGUUUCUAGGGUUGCUAAGUAAAAUGUGUAAAGAUCUGGUGCGUGGUUAGUGUCUGGGUUUGAUGAACUUGUACAGACUUGGUUUGUAGAUUGAUCCAGUUAGUGUACAUCAACUUGUACAAACUUGGUUUCUAGCCAUGUGCCCAAACCAACCAUGUGCCCAUGUCCAAACUGUAUAUGCUUUUCAACUAAAGCUCAAGUAUCCGCAAGUUCAUUACAUGAACUUGCGCGAGUAUGAGUGAGGAUGAAUUUUUAACGAGUCGAUCACAAGAGAUAUAGGCUCAAUUUGACUCAUCAAUGUUUUAAGUUCUAACUUGAGCUUAAAAUUCUCUAGUUUAACAUAAUUCAUUAAGAUUUCUAGUCGAGUUAAAUUGCUCAUAUCAAUUAGACUAUUAAGGAGUGAAAAAUUUACUUUUAAAAAAAUUGGUUAUCUUUAAAAAUCUUACAUCGAUUCUUUUUCGAAAAAUCCAACUUUUAUCUUUUAAAAAUCCCACCUUUAUCUUUUAAAAAUCUA